UUUAGGGGAUUCACGUUUACUUUGAGGAAUAAGAUACUUGUUUACAACAAUUUUUGCAGAAAAAUAACAAUGUUUCCAGCGUCUGAAAAUACAGGCAAUGUGCCUGCAUUUCUAUUAAAACUGUGGACUUUGGUUGAAGAUAAAUCUUGUGAUGAAUUAAUUUGUUGGGAUUCUACUGGAAAAAGUUUUCAUGUGACUGAUCAAGCUAGAUUUGCUAAAGAAGUUCUUCCACAUUAUUUUAAACAUAAUAAUAUUUCUAGUUUUAUCAGACAGUUGAAUAUGUAUGGGUUUCGUAAAGUUGGAGCUAUAGAACAAGGUGCUCUGAAGGUGGAAAAAGAUGAUGUAGAAUUUCAGCAUCCUUAUUUUCAGAGAGGGGAGGACAAACUUCUUGAGUUUAUUAAAAGAAGGACAUCUAAUACGAAAAAUGAUUCAUUGAAAUAUAUCCACGAUGAUGUGAAUGAACUUCUCGUCGAUGUUCACAGUAUUAAAGGGAAACAAGAAAAUGUUUCUAAUAAACUGGACCAGCUUCGUAGUGAAAAUGAAGUGCUUUGGAGGGAAGUUGCUAAUCUCCGUCAGAAACAUUCAAAACAACAACAAAUUGUUAACAAGUUAAUCCAGUUUCUAGUGACGUUGGCUAGUGGUAAUCGUGGAUUAUCUGGUAUGAAACGUAAAAUGCAGCUGAUGAUAGAAGAGCCUGGAAGUCAAAGUCAGCCUGCCAGUAAAAUGCCUAAACUCAAUCGUCCAUUAUCUAUCACAGAAAAUGAGGAUAAUUAUACUGUUCAAUCACCUGGUAUGGAUAUGUUGGCAUCACCAGCUGAAUCAACUGGUCCUAUUAUACAUGAUGUCACAGAUGUAUACCAUUAUAAAACAUCACCAAUGUUACCUGAAACAACAGAUACCACACAACAAACUCAAUAUAUUGGUAAUCAUACACCAAACACCAUACAACCCAACACCAUACAACCUAACACCAUACAACCCAAUUUUGUUCAAACGACGCAGGCUCAGUCACCACAAAGUGCAGAAGACAAAUCAGAUCAGCUGGUGAUGUCAACAAAUUUCAAUGAUAUGAUUAACAUGGUGUCACCCAGUCAGGUGACAGAUACAGAUCAAAUACUUCCUACGUCCAGUAAUAAUACAGUCCAUAAACAAACUAAAAAUGAGAAAUCUGUGGCUGUAUGUCCAAGUACUUCUACACUUACGAGUUCUUCUCCUGAAUGUCCGAAACAUGUGGUAAAUGAACAGUUAGAUCUGAUGCAAAAAGAUUUGGAUGGUUUAAAAGAAUUUCUAGCAAGUGGACAGUUCAUUAAUAUGGACAGUAAUACAUUACUUGGGCUUUUCACCCCAGAGAGUCCAUUACCAAAUUGUGAUGCUUUGUUUGAUGAUGAUUUUAACACAACACCGAUCAUUAAUUCAAACACAAACUCAUCAACAGAUCUUUCUGGUAAUGAAGUGAUGCAUUUCAACCCUAAUGAUGGUGUUCCUCUUAAUCUUUUUGAUUUGACGGAUGAGGAAGGGGAUUUGGACAGAAAUCUGGUUGAUAAUCUAGGUGUCAACUUCCAGAACGAUGGACAACUCAACACGCCUGGUGCACUGGAACAAGAAACAAAUCCAUUACAGAGAAUAUCCCCAAAAGACUUGGAUUAAGUCCUUUUUUUUUAUUCUUUGUUUAUUUAUUUGAUAUGUUAAAAUCAAUAUUAGAAUUUAUGAUGGAUAUACCUAUAGUGUUUUUGAUCCAGUUAUAAUUUGAAAUAUGUAAGUGACCCGGCCCUAUAUCAGCGUUAUAGUGAAACGCUAAUGUGUAUUUAAUGUGUAAAUAUGAUAUAUAAGUGCUUUCUAUUUGAAGACUAUGCCCUACCAAAAAUAAUUAUUUGUAUUUUAAUUAGGUGUAUAAAUAUCAUGGAUUUUAUUUUGCCGUCUCAAUUUAUGUGUUUAUAUUGACUUUUACACUCAAAAUAUCUGGAUAACAGGGAUAUGGAUAAAACUUGGUAAACUAGUCAAAAGGUUUCAAAAUAGAAAUCAGAAUGAUUUUUUUGUUUCUGCAUUAUGAUUUUUAUACACCCACAUUUUUAUGUCAUCACCCCCAUCCAUCCGUCCGUCCACAAUUAGAGGUCACAAUUUUUAUCUAAUUUUGAGGAAAUUUGAAAUAUAGGUCUAUCUCCAAAGGAUCUCGGAUUCUUACAAUAUUGGCAUGUAUCGGACUAGAACUAUAUGGAUUAUGGCCCCUGAUUGUUCGAAAAAUCACAUUUUUAGCUUGAUGAAACUUGAAAUGCAGGUUUGUAACCCCAAGAUCUUGGUUCUUGGUUCUUGGUUCCUUUCGAUAUUCGCGCAUAUCGGAUCGUAACUUCCAGAAUUAUGGCCUCUGAUUGUACGAAAAAUAGCGUAUUUAGCUUGUGGUCCCUCUAGAGGUUACAUUUAUUAUCCUAUUUAAAAAUAUAUUCGAAUAUAUUACUACACCGUAAUGUUGGUUGAGUUCAAAUUCAUGAAAAUCUGACCAAAAAUGUCUGACAAAAUGGCUGCACCUUUUACGCAAAUUUUGUUGACCCUCUAGAGGUCACAAUUUUGAUCCAAUUUUGAUUAGAUAUUUCGCGCAUAUCGGAUUGUAACUUCCAGAAUUAUGGCCCUUGAUGGUACGAAAAAUCAUGUUUUUAGCUUGUGGUCCCUCUAGAGAUCACAAUUUUUAUCCUAUUUAAAAAACUGUUUGAAUAUAUAUCUGUUACACCCUAAUGAUGGUUCGAAUGGCCGAUCCUUGUAUCCAAAUAGUGUAAAUAAUAUAUGGUAUAUCAAGGUUGCGGACCUCUAGAGGAUGCAAUUUUGAUCCAGUUUUGUUGAAACUUUAAAUUUAUGUUUAGAACCCAAAGAUCUUGGUUCCAUUCAAUAUUCGUGCGUAUCAGACUUUAACUGCUUGAGUUAUGGUCCCUGAUUGUACGAAAAAUCGUGUUUUUUAGCUUGUGGAUUCUCUAGGGAUCAUAAUUUUUAUCCGAUUUUAAAAAUUGUUUAAAUAUAUUACCGUUACACAUCAAUGAAUGUUGAGUUCGCAUUUCGUAAAAAUCUUACCUAAAUUGCCGGACAAAAUGGCUGCUCCUUGUACGCAAAUAGUGUAAAUGUAUGUAAUACCAAGGUUGUGGGCACUCUAGAGGUCACAAUUUCUCUCCAAUUUUGAUUAACUCUGUAGAAGUCACAAUUUUUUAACUUAAAAUAUAUCCCAAAUAUCUCAGACCAUAACUUGCUGGAUUAUGGCCCCUGAUUGUACAAAAAAUCGCUGUUUUGGUUUUCUUUUAGCUUGUUCUCUAUCCAUCUAUCCUGUUGGGAAUUGCCACUAUUAUUUCGACAUUAACAUAAAUACUUACACAUCAAUCCAGAGAAACUAAGUCUAUGAUCAGUUACUAUCCUUAUCCCUGUUUAACCUUAUUAUUAAAAAUAAACAGCCAAUUGGAGCUCAUUGCCCAUAAUGGAAAAUUUUUGAUAUGCAGUAAAGUGCUUGAGUUGGUGCAAUUGUUCAUGUAGAUUAUGGUUAUUUCACCAUACAAACUUUAUUGUGAUAACAAUAGCCUUAAAAGACAGGUUUUAAGAAUUAAAAAACAUAUAUAAACAUUACAUUGAGAUUUUUUUUUUUGUAAUUGUACCUCAUUUUAUUGUAAAUAGACAUUGGAAACUCAAAUUUUUUGGGUUGUCCUAUAUGCCAAUAUAUUUGUAUCUUGUGUGUGUAGAACUCAACUUUGUUUAUUUAUCAGAUUCGAUGUCUCUUAUCUUCUGAUAGUUCUCACAAGAAGCUGUCAAAAUUAAGAUAUUGUCAUUUUAAGACUACCUCCACAAUUUUAAUCUUUUAUUGAUCUACACUAAAUCAAAAUGUAACUACUCCCCUAUUAGCUUUGUUCUCUAGGAAGUCUCCAAGCAACCAACUUGACAAGUUCUUUAUCAACUGAUGCCAAUUUAUAGAUAUUUUCUUCAUUGUCCCAAGUUUAUCCUUACCUUUACUGUACCUGAGGUAUUUCUACUCGUCUUUAACACUUCCUGCAUGGAGUUAUUUUGUGUCUUUGAGUUGUUCGAAAUUGAAUAAAUCAAACAGAUUGUUAUUUAUAAGUAGCCGAUGUAUUGUUUGUUUUGAUUUGUUAUUAAAAAAGGUUGUAAAUAUAUAUAAAUUGUUACUCUGUUUCGAUAUUAGAUCUAUCAAAACAUAAUAAGGUAUUCAUUCAUUCUUAAAGGGGAAGACCAACGAUUUUCAAUAAUGUUUCCAUAAAUAAUAAAUAUAUAUUUAGAAAUAACCCCUCCUAUAACAUAUGCAAAAAAUAAUUUGUAAGCGAGAAAUUAAUUUUUAUUAAUACCGGAAGUGACGUAGUUGGUUCGACACGCUCACUGGUCACUAUAGUAAACAUACAAAUUUGGAGUAAGUUUAGCGCUGUAUUUUGUGAUCGUUUCGCCGUUUGGCAGAAAAUCUGAUGAAAGGUAAUCUUUAUUAGGAUAUUAAGAACAAGAACUUACGGUGUUUUGAAGGUAUAAUAUACAACGCGUUUGUGUAAAUUAAGUUUCUAAACUGGAGACUGUGACACAAUUUAAGCCACAUGGCUAAUUGUUUACAUCACGUGAUAGCUGGCACGUGACAGAUAUUAACUGAACACAAAUUGGCGACCUAUUCGGCUAGCGACCUAUUCGAC
This is a messenger RNA of Patella vulgata (common limpet), 4655 nucleotides long. RefSeq names its product heat shock factor protein. Gene Ontology annotation, molecular function: sequence-specific DNA binding; DNA-binding transcription factor activity. The coding region runs from base 70 to 1647 and encodes 525 amino acids. The record is from RefSeq and is a predicted model, not a curated record. The transcript is spliced from 13 exons. Gene Ontology annotation, biological process: regulation of DNA-templated transcription. Lineage: Eukaryota; Metazoa; Mollusca; Gastropoda; Patellidae.